Messenger RNA from Arabidopsis arenosa, 2934 nucleotides. The record is from the annotation of a GenBank genome assembly. Lineage: Eukaryota; Viridiplantae; Streptophyta; Magnoliopsida; Brassicales; Brassicaceae.
GGGCUGUAACUAAUCAUCUAGAACCUCCAUAGUUCCUCGAUUUUUUUUAUCUCCCUUCCUCUUUUCACUUUCUUCAAAAUCACACAACUUUACUAAAUUCCUUAAUCCUGGCAAAAUCACACAAAUCAAUUUUUUUGAAUUGUAACCCUAAUCGAUUCUAUAACGAAAUCGACCAAUUCCAUGCUUCGAUUUGAUUAGGGUUUUUCCCAGAAUCUGCGAAAUUGCCCUAAUUUUCAAUCGAUUUCGCAGAAAUUGGAAGAGAAAUCGAAGAUGAAGAAGUACGGAUUGCAAAUCAGAGCUCCGUCCCAGAAAAAACAAUCAUCAUCUCGACCUCCACUUCGACCCGCUUCAAUAUUUGGUGAAGAAGAAGAUCACGAUGUCGAAAAGGAGAUUUCUCGUCAAGCUUCAAAGACUAAAGCUCUUAAAGAAAUUGAGGAACAGCAUAAGAAAGCCUUAGAGGAGGAUCCUUCUGCUUUUGCAUAUGAUGAAGUUUAUGAUGAUAUGAAACAGAAAGCUGUUCUUCCUCGAAUGCAAGAUCGCGAAGAACGCAAGCCAAGGUAUAUCCAGCAUUUGAUGAAACAGGCAGAACGUAGAGAGAAAGAACAUGAAAUAGUUUACGAGAGAAAGCUUGCGAAGGAGAGGGAGAAAGAUGAACAUCUUUUUUCGGAUAAAGAAAAGUUUGUAACUGGUGCUUAUAAAAGGAAACUCGAGGAACAAAAGAAAUGGCUGGCGGAAGAAAGAUUGCGUGAACUUCGAGAGGAAAGGGAUGAUGUUACAAAGAAGAAAGACUUGAGUGAUUUCUACUUCAACAUUGGAAAAAAUGUGGCAUUUGGAGCUCGAGAUAUCGAAGCUAAAGAGGUAGAGAGACUCGAGGAACAAAGAAAGGCUGAGAAGCUCGAGGAACAAAGAAACGCAGAGAAGCUCGAGGAGCUGAGAAAAGAAGAAACAAGGGAAGAGAAGAAAAGAAAAUCACCGGAGAAGGAAGUGUCUCCUGACUCAAUAGAUUUUGGAUCUAGUCGUAGCAAAAGUUUGGAGCCACAAGAAGCAGAGCAAGCAGUUUCUGAAAAGAAGAUGGGUUCAGAUGGUACUGAAGAGAGAGACUCUUCAAUCAAAGAGGCAGCAAAAGAAGUGCCGAAAGCUGUUAACGACCACAAGAGAAGAGAGGAUGCGAUUGCUGCAGCGAAAGAGCGGUUCUUGGCCCCUAAACGAAAUUACGAAACCAUUGGCGAUUACUCUGAGAUGGAACCUUUUAGUGCAAGUUUUGAUUCUUCAAACCCAUUAGGGUUUUUGGAGAAAGUCCUUGACUUUAUUGGGAAAGAGAGCAACUUUCUGAGGAAAGACAAGGCUGAGAAAGAGAUCACCGAUGCUGUUACGGUCGUGAAGGAGAGGUUGAGGGAAGCAGAGAAGAAGAAGAUAACGGAGUCCAUGGAGGUGGAGAAGGUGAGAGCCUCGACGUUGCCGUUUAAUUCAAGUUUUGAUCUUUCAGACCCAUUAGGGUUUUUGGAGAAAGUCCUUGACUUUAUUGGGAAAGAGAGCAAUUUUCUAAGGAGAGACAAGGCUGAGAAGGAGAUCAUUACCGCUGUUACAGCCGCGAAGGAGAGGUUAAGGGAAGCGGAGAAGGAGAGUGUAAAGCAAGCAACAGAGAAGAUUAACAAGUACGGACUGCAAAUUAGGGCUCCAUCACAGAAAAAACAGUCAUCAUCUCGACCUCCACUUCGGACUGCUUCAAUAUUUGGUGAGGAUGAUGAAGACAACGAUGUCGAGAAGGAGAUUUCUCGACAAGCUUCAAAGACCAAGGCUCUUAAAAAGAUUGAGGAGCAGCAUAAGAAAGCUUUGAAGGAGGAUCCUUCUGCUUUUGCAUACGAUGAAGUUUAUGAUGACAUUAAACAUGAAGCAGUUCUUCCACGAAUGCAAGAUCGCGAAGAGCACAAGCCAAGAUAUAUACAGCAUAUAAUGAAACAAGCAGAACGCAGAGGAAAAGAACAAGAAAUAGUUUAUGAAAGAAAGCUUGCGAAAGAAAGGGCGAAAGACGAACAUCUUUUUUCCGAUAAAGAAAAGUUUGUAACUGGUCCCUUUAAAAGAAAACUAGAGGAACAAAAGAAAUGGCUGGCGGAAGAAAGAUUGCGCGAACUUCGAGAGGAAAGAGAUGAUGUUACAAAGAAGAACGACUUGAGUGAUUUCUACUUCAACAUUGGGAAAAAUGUGGCAUUUGGAGCUCGAGAUAUCGUAGCUAGAGAGGCAGAGAGGCUCGAGGAGCUGAGAAAGGCAGAUAAGCUUGAGGAGCUGAGAAAAGAAGAGGCAAGGAAUGAGAAGAAAAGAAAAUCACCGGAGAAGGAAGUGUCCCCGCAUCAAUCAAAGAGGCAGCAAAAAGAAAAUCCGAAAGCCACUAGAGAGGAUGCGAUAGCGGCUGCAAAAGAGCGGUUUGUAUCUCGUAAGAAGGCAAAGAUAGAGUGCAACUUGGCAGAUGUUACAAAGAAGAACGACUUGAGCGAUUUCUACUUCAACAUUGGUAAAAAUGUGGCAUUUGGAGCUCGAGAUAUCGUAGCUAGAGAUGCAGAGAGACUCGAGGAGCUGAGAAAGGCAGAUAGGCUCGAGGAGCCGAGAAAAGAAGAGACAUUGAAAGAGAAGAAAAUAAAAUCACCGGAGAAGGAAGUGUCCCCUGACUCAGGAGAUUUUGGAUUAAGUAGUAAAAAAAGCGUCAAACCGCAUCAAUCAAAGAGGCAACAAAAAGAAACGCCGAAAGCCACUAGAGAGGAUGCGAUAGCGGCUGCAAAAGAGCGGUUUGUAUCCCGUAAGAAGGCAAAGAUAGAAAAGUAGUAGUGCAACUAGGCAGAUGUCAGUCCAACGGUCACCAACUUUUGGUGAAAACUUGUCUUCCUGAUUAUCGAUCAACCUUUGUUUAAAAACUUUUCUAGAUAAAGCUUACUCAAUUGU